ACAAACGAACGCGCGAUUUUAAGAGCACGUUUAUAAAAUACGUUGUUUCUAGAUUUCAAUGUAGUAGCCUACGUCAUCACACAGUCACAUGUAAAAAACCCCGAUGAAGGCAUUCAGCGAGAUUUAAACACUACAAAACACAAGCAGCUGGUAAAAUAGCAGUUUACUGUCCAUCCGUGAACACACGUGUCUCUUUAUAAUAGAAAUGAGUAAUCGAGCAGACGAGGGAUGCGCCCGAAAACGAAAGACAGAAGCUGACCGGAAAUCAGAGGACUGCGCGAGGCCGGACUCUCCUGUCAUCGCCGCGUUCAGAGUCUUCCAGCGUGAGCUCGACACCAAGCAUGAUAAACACGAGCGUCUGGUGAAAAUCAGUCGAGAUAUCACCAUUGAGAGCAAACGCACCAUAUUCCUCCUGCACAGAGUGACCAGUGUUCCAGAUGUUGAGGAGAUCCUGAACGAGGCCGAUGUGAAACUGGACGGUGUGAGGCAGAAGAUCGGACAGAUAGCAGAAGAACUGAAAGGAGAAGAUUUACACCAGUUCCACCGAGCGUUUACACCAGGCAUUCAGGAGUAUGUUGAGGCCGUGUCCUUCCAUCACUUCAUCAGACAUCGCACGCUCAUCAGCCUGGAGGAGGUCAACGCUCGUCUGGUCUUCAUCAGAGAAAACAAGGGUGAAGGUGAGGUCACGUGGGCCGGCCCGAGUGUAUUGACCUUCCAGAUAACGCCGAUCGACUACCUGCUGGGCGUCGCGGACCUGACGGGCGAGUUGAUGCGCAUGUGCAUAAGCAGCGUGGGCAACGGCGACAUAGACACGCCCUUCCAGCUCAGCGGCUUCCUGCGGCAAAUCCACGACGGCUUCUCCUACAUCGGCAACACGGGACCCUACGAGGUGUCGAAGAAACUGCACACGCUGCGGCAGAGCCUGGGGAAAGUGGAGGACGCGUGCUACACCCUAUGCGUGCGCGGAUCCGAGAUUCCCAAACACAUGCUAGCUGACGUGUUCACCAGCAGGGCGGCGACACAUCUGGACCCGGAUGAGCCGAUGGUGUGAGAUGUGUACUUUCAUAUGCAUGUUGGACUUUGCAGAUAGACUGGGGAUAUUAUCGUGAGAGUAUUUUUAGUUUAAGGACUCAUUUAUUCUCUGUAUGUGUUUCAAUGGUUGCAUGUUGUUUCAGCUGCUGUAUUUCAUAAAAAUGGGAAGAUGCUU
Cyprinus carpio (common carp) is the source of this 1207-nucleotide messenger RNA. RefSeq names its product translin-associated factor X. Gene Ontology annotation, molecular function: RNA endonuclease activity; RNA binding; sequence-specific DNA binding. Lineage: Eukaryota; Metazoa; Chordata; Actinopteri; Cypriniformes; Cyprinidae. Gene Ontology annotation, cellular component: nucleus; cytoplasm. The record is from RefSeq and is a predicted model, not a curated record.